This is a messenger RNA of Contarinia nasturtii (swede midge), 909 nucleotides long. RefSeq names its product transmembrane protein 192-like. Gene Ontology annotation, cellular component: late endosome; lysosomal membrane. NCBI's taxonomy places the organism in Eukaryota, Metazoa, Arthropoda, Insecta, Diptera, Cecidomyiidae. The transcript has a single exon. Bases 48 to 815 code for a protein of 255 amino acids. The record is from RefSeq and is a predicted model, not a curated record.
UUGUUCGGUGCGUUUUUUUUAUUUUGUCGUGUGUGCAACCAAAAAAAAUGACCACAUACGGAUCGGAUCGAGCUCUAAAUAAUCAUGGCAACCCUGAAUUAAGUAGUGACAAUUCAACCGAGAAAAAGCAGAGCUACUCGUUGAAUCUCCAUACAAGUCACUUGGCCGCUUUGCAUCUACUUCUAUCGCUGUCGGUUUUCAUUACUAGUGUUUACUUGGAAUUGCAAUGGUUAACUGAACAAAAUUGUCGAACAUACUACAUAAUGAUAUACAUAAGAUGUAUCUUUUGGAUCGCUUCAUGUGUAUUAGAUGCAUUGUUCACACGCAGACACAAUGAAUUACGUCGACACGGUUACCAUGAUUUUUAUCGUGAUAAGAUUCUAAGCUACAAAAAUGCACCACUUUUUAUUGUAACAAUCUGGAAUAUGGUGCUGUUUCUGGUGCAAACAAUCAUGUUUGAGAAUUAUGGUUCGGAAUUUUUGUUGCAGUGCCAAAGGAUCGCCCAGUCACCCAUCACAUAUGUGUGCAUUUUUUGCGGUCUCGAAACAAUUCUGCUGAUGAUCGUGCAUGGAACGUAUAUUAUGAGAGUUUAUAAAUUUAAUAGCACGCAUUCGUUACCGGACGCGUUAAGGGAUAUUGAACAACCGUUUCUUGGAUCGCUGGGCAUUACAAUUGAUAAUUCCAAAAUUGGAGAUUUGUUAGAAAAACAAGCUGAUUUGAUUUACUAUCUUAAAGAACAAAAUUUCAACCUCAAACGGAAAUUGUUACAGCUUAAUCAACGAACAGAUGUCUGUGGGAGUUAUCAAAAGAUUUAGUUUUUAUAUUAAUUGAUGUACUUUAAAGUUUUUUUGUAAUACAGGGAAUCAUUAUUAAGAAGGAUCUUAAUAAAGAAAGAAAGAUCUAUAUUGA